This is a messenger RNA of Echinococcus granulosus, 951 nucleotides long. RefSeq lists its product as hypothetical. The record is from RefSeq and is a predicted model, not a curated record. Lineage: Eukaryota; Metazoa; Platyhelminthes; Cestoda; Cyclophyllidea; Taeniidae. Bases 1 to 951 code for a protein of 316 amino acids. The transcript is spliced from 7 exons.
AUGUCGCAGAUCCUCGAGAUGAAAACGAACUUUGAUGCAGAAAUGCUGAGGUUGGUGCUAGGCUUCUGUGCUGGGUUCUACUCUGGGGCCUAUUACCAGGACAAAUAUAAGAUAACGCCUGUAUGCGAACCAACGGAAAUGUAUAACAAGCUCCGGGAAUACAUAAAUGACCUACUUGGUGGAAAGAAGAAUGUGGGUUUUGGUGGUGCCCAAGAAGAUAUUUUUCUUGCCACCAUUCCCAGCCUCCUGAGUGGUCCUGCUUAUGGUGGGCAAGCCACUUCAAGCCUCCUGAUAGCUGCUGUACGACCGGCAAAGCAAUACAUGGCUCACCUCACCUCCCCCCUCCAUCGCUCUGCAGGUCAGCACAAAAUUUGCACUCUCGACCUGACAGAUAGCUUCCUCGAUUCAUCCGUAACGGAAAGUGGUGAACAUCUCUACAACUACUUACAAAAACGUGUUACAAACUUCAUCGAUUCUGCUGGAAAAGGAAGAAAAAUCUUCGUUUUCCUUGACGACCUAGCUGCUCUUACUGAUCUCAACGUGCCGUCGAAUAGACUUUUAGGCUCCCUCCUCGUUUCCAACCUUCAUUGUCUCGUCGUCGGUUACCGUGGCCACGUUGACUUUGAUAGCGAUGAUUUUCUCCUUCAUUUAGCUCGUAGACGAGCCGAAUUUUGCUUGGACGUGACAACCUUCGACAACCGCUACUCAGAUUCCAUUGAAGGGCAGCUGAUAAUUUCUCAGAAGAAUCAGGAACAUAACGAGGACAGGCCUAUCAAACCUACAAAGUUCCUCUUUCGUGUGGUGGAUCGUCGUAUUCAAUGCUACUAUCCAGGUGCCUCUAGUCUGCUUUUCGGCAUGAUGAAUCUGAAGGACCUGAGCUACCUCGGAAAACGGUACAAGUCAAAACGGUGGCGUGGGCUUGGGAUAAAAAUCUACCUGCUAGCGGCGUGA